Messenger RNA from Zalophus californianus (California sea lion), 285 nucleotides. It is a transcript of the gene SPINK13, whose product is annotated as serine peptidase inhibitor Kazal type 13. The coding region runs from base 1 to 285 and encodes 94 amino acids. The transcript is spliced from 4 exons. Gene Ontology annotation, molecular function: protein binding. The record is from RefSeq and is a predicted model, not a curated record. Lineage: Eukaryota; Metazoa; Chordata; Mammalia; Carnivora; Otariidae.
AUGGCUGCCUUUUCCUACACAACCAUAUUUUUCCUGGUUUCCUCCACUUUGGCAUAUACUGUUUUCUCAGAAAUCUUCAAGCCACGCGAUAUAAAUAAAUGGCCUAAGCCCCCAUGUAAAAUGUACUACUCAGUGGAUCCUUCUUAUACAUCACAGUGUCCAGAUGUGACAUCGUAUGUUUGUGCUACAAAUGGCCACACUUACCAGAACGAGUGUUUUUUUUGUGUUGAUCAGUGGGAAUUUGGUCCUCAUAUUAAAUUUUAUAAAUAUGGAAAAUGUGACUAA